AAUAGGAGGAGUAAUUUCUCUGACAAUUUGUGAAAUUAUGGAAAGUAAACAAUACAUCCAAACAAAUAAAUAAGAAUAAUAAACAAAACUGAUAAAAAACCAAUAACGAUAGCAAGGUCAAGCAUAGGGGUCACCAAUCACCAUCAUCUCGAUAAGAGAAUCUAUAAAAAAAAAUUAUCAUCUUAUUAAGGGAAACUUCUGCUAAGUACAUAGGUAGUAUUUUAUUGGAUAUAUAAUUAACAAAUAUCCCCGAUUCAAACACACAAAAAAUAGAGAGAACCAAUAGCCGAUUAUAUUAUAAAUAGCCGAACUCCCUGAUAUAUGUUGGUUAAGUAGAGGCAUUACACACAUAGUCGAGAAAGGUAGAAAAUAAAAUAAUUGCAAACAAAGAUGAAACGAAAGAGAUGUGAAAUGGAAGAGACAACCAAGAAGAAGAAGAUGACAGAGAUUGGAUCUGCCAUUGAAGAACUCUCUGUUCUCUCCAUAGCCAAGACCACAAUAGUUACCACCGAAACCGAAGCCACUACAAAUAUCAUCAAUUUACCUUUAAAGCCUCUCCUCUCUUUCUGCAGAUUAAUCGUCCAAGUUCUUGAUAAGAUUGGCCCGACAAUGGCUGUUCUCCGACAAGACAUUGAUCAAAAUAUUCAAAGGCUAGAGAAGAUGUGGGAAUCUGAUCCUCUUUUGUACUCAAAUUUGGUUGAGAUACUGAGACAAGAAGCGAAGGAGGGAUCCUCUAGGAAACCUAAAAGCUGUAGCAGAGCUGCUCUUUGGCUAACGAGAGCGAUGGAUUUUACGUUAGCGCUACUGCAACGGUUGGUGAAGGACAUGUCACAAAACAUGGAACAAGCCAUAGAAGAGUCUUAUAAUUUGACUAUAAAACCAUGGCAUGGAUGGAUCUCUUCUGCUGCUUUUAAGGUGGCUCUUAAACUGGUUCCAAACAACAGCACAUUCAUCAAUGUGCUUGCGGGAAAAGACGAGACUCACCAAAUGGUCCAAGAUGAUAUAACAAGUCUAAUUUCAUUGCUCAUUCCACUCCUAAACCAACUUCAUUCUAUUUUAGUAAGAUUUAUAAUUUCCUUUUCUUCAAUAGUUUUUAUGUAUUUCUUUAAGAUUAAUUUUGAUUUUGAUUUAUUUUCUUUGGGGUACGUAGGAAUUAUACGAAGUGAGCAAACUAAAGUCGCCGUGAGAAAGAGAACUGAAGAGAAAGGACUGAAGGAGCCAUAUAUGGAAAGCCUAGAGAUCCCCUACACCACCUAUAGCUAGAAUCAUUCAUGAUUCAAUUCCUACUCAAGUUUUGGUGUACCAUCCUCAUGUGAACUCACAGAGCAAAGGCGACUUCCCUUUUUCCGAGCCGAAAUAGAUCAAAUCACAAAGUUUUGGUGUACCUUACCUCAUGUGAACUCACAGAGCCAAGACGACUUCCCUUUUGCCCAUCCAGAAGCUUCCUGAAUGAACUUGGACAUCCCAAAAGAGCACCAGUAUUUGCUCAAGUUGUCAAGACUCAACACAUCAACACUUAUCAUAUUUGGUCAAGAUCCUUCAAUCAAUAGAAGAGGAUCUCUCAAUCCUACAUUUCAAUUUAAUUUGUGAUUUCUUUUGUUUUAUUAGCUUAGUUACCGUUACACUCAGAAUCUCUGUAAGCUCAUCAUUGUAGUUUGUUUUAUUCACCCUUUAUCG
Messenger RNA from Camelina sativa (false flax), 1677 nucleotides. RefSeq names its product glycolipid transfer protein 3. The record is from RefSeq and is a predicted model, not a curated record. Gene Ontology annotation, cellular component: membrane; cytoplasm; cytosol. Lineage: Eukaryota; Viridiplantae; Streptophyta; Magnoliopsida; Brassicales; Brassicaceae. Gene Ontology annotation, molecular function: ceramide 1-phosphate transfer activity; ceramide 1-phosphate binding. Gene Ontology annotation, biological process: intermembrane lipid transfer; ceramide transport.